Perca fluviatilis (European perch) is the source of this 960-nucleotide messenger RNA. RefSeq names its product multivesicular body subunit 12Bb (gene mvb12bb). Gene Ontology annotation, cellular component: ESCRT I complex; late endosome. NCBI's taxonomy places the organism in Eukaryota, Metazoa, Chordata, Actinopteri, Perciformes, Percidae. The record is from RefSeq and is a predicted model, not a curated record. Gene Ontology annotation, biological process: virus maturation; viral budding; regulation of epidermal growth factor receptor signaling pathway. The coding region runs from base 89 to 829 and encodes 246 amino acids. The transcript has 10 exons.
GGCAGGGUGGCGCGGGGCAAAGUCCGAAGUUGAAAAGGUGACAGCUGGUCACAGCACUCAGGAGAUCGACGCUUUAACCAGCUUUGACAUGUCUGAAGUGAGCAACCAGCUGCCCACAGAACCCAUCUCUGCAGUUGGAGUAAUCACUUCACCCAGCAAGGCCCCUGAUGGCCACUAUGUUGUUGCACAAACAACAGAUGGCUGUGAUGCCGACCUGUGGAAGGACGGCUUAUUCAAAUCCAAGGUCACUCGCUACCUCUGUUUCACCAGAAAAACUGGGCCGGACGUUGUUGUGGACGUGAAGCUGAUUGACAUUAAGGACGCGUUGCCAGAGGGCUUCACACCUGUGGGAGAAACAUGGGACACAAAGGAAACUGCCACGAGGAAGAAGAGGCUCUGCAUGAAAAUCAGCCCUCGUGCGGCUGCUGUGACGGCGGUGUACGACAUUCAGAUCACAGCGAAGUCCAAGUACCAUCUUGUUAACUACACCUGCAUAGGUGAGAUAAACAGUAUGGGGCUAUGGUACCGGAUGGGAGAUGUUUCUCAGCAUCAGUCAUCCCAGGAAACGUCCAGUACAGCUAACAGUGACGCUCCACCCAACACAGCAAGGGCGAGGACCACGAUCAGGCCGGACUAUGAGCGCCAGAGCAGUGGGAACUACACCAUGACAGCUCUUGACGAUGUGCCCUUUGUGAUCUCUGACAAGUUUUUUGGAAAUCCCAAAGAGAUGCAGCAAGUCAAUUUAAUGGGCAUUACGAUCAAAUCCCUGGCAGAGAUCGAGGAGGCAUUUUACUACAACUUCAGCACAGAGCGAAGCGUUGCUGUGUAACUGUCACCCCGGCAGACCGAGACACUACACAUACAAGAUGGAAUAACGUACUAAUGAAAGGAAGAAAAAGUUUGGGAUGCACCACUGCUGUAUAUUGUGUAAUUCAACACACACAAAAAGAGUAGUUUUAC